Dictyostelium purpureum is the source of this 2991-nucleotide messenger RNA. RefSeq lists its product as uncharacterized. Bases 1 to 2991 code for a protein of 996 amino acids. NCBI's taxonomy places the organism in Eukaryota, Evosea, Eumycetozoa, Dictyosteliales, Dictyosteliaceae. The transcript has 4 exons. The record is from RefSeq and is a predicted model, not a curated record.
AUGAAAAUAGUUUUCAAUACCAAGUACCAUUCUGUUACUCUCUCUGCUUUAGAAUAUGCUUAUGAACACGGUACUUCCCAAGUUAUUAAAUCGUUGUAUGGUUUUUUCACUACUGGUUCAAAUAAUCAAUCACAAUAUUAUAAAUAUAUACUUAAAAAUGCAUUAUUUUUGUUAUAUAGAAAUAAAAAUAUAACUGGAGAAGAAAGAAUACAUUUUAUUGAAAAUUUUAACUCUAUAAUUAGGAAUUUAUCUGAAUCAGAAAGAAUGAUAUGCCACUUUGAAAAAAUGGGUUUUUUCAAUUUUUUAGAAAUUGAAUCUUUUUCUCAUCAGAUUGAGCUUUUAAAAAGUAAUUUAGUUGAACCAAUUGACUCAUAUAUACAACAAUUCUACAAAUAUUUGGAAUCAAGAUUUAAAAUACUAUAUACCGCAGAAUAUUAUCGUAUUUUUUUAAUAGUUAUACAAGUAUUAAUUAAUAAUAAACCGCUCGAGUCAUCAAUAGAAACUGCUUCAAGUCAUAGUGCCACUUUAUGUCCAAAAAAUAUAAAAAGAAUUAUAUGUAUUGAAUCUCAAAAUGAAUCAUUACUUUUUAGUUACUUUUCUCAAUAUGAUGAAAUUAUACCCGGUACAAAACAUAGUAUAGUAUAUCAAUAUACUUUUUCAACCUUUUCAACAAGUGGCUUAGUAUAUUUAUAUAAUAAUCAUCAUAAACAACCUACAAUUCCCAAUUUUGUCAUUAAGAAAAUUAAUCAAAGAUUUUCAAAUCAUAUAUUAACUGAAAAUAAUUUUAACAAAAAUGUUCUUAUGGAUUUCAUAAAAAAGUAUUUCGACCAAAAUAGAGUUAUAUUUACAAACUGGGGCCAAGUAUUAAAGUUUUUUAUCAAUUUUCUUACUACUCCAAUAAUCAAUAGAUUUUUUUCAGAUAUUAGAUCUUUAAGAAAUAAAAUCACAGUAGAAUCAUUUCAAAUGAUAACAGAAAUUUUGGAAAUUGUUAUUAAACCCUGUGUAUUUAAAAAAAAAAUAAACAAAGAUGCUCAAAUUAUAGAAUCCAACAGUGUUUUGCAAACCCUUGUUGAUGAUGGAAUACCAGUACACCCAAAGUAUUCAAUCAACUUUUCAACAAAGAAAAUAUUACUUUCAACUGAGAGUGAAAUUGACUAUAUUUUACAAAAUCUUAAUUAUUUUGAUUUCGGCUAUUUACUCAUUAAUCCAAAGUUCAAAAAUUUAAAAACAUCAAUUUACUUUGACCAAAGAAUUUCAAAUAUCCCAAAGCUCUUAAUUUAUAUCUAUUGCUACAUCAAAGAAUUAUUUAUAAAAACAAAUUUGGCAAAUAUAAAGGAAAUAGAAUUAUUAAUUAGUUCAAAAGCAAAAAACAAAAAUCCAAUCAAUCCCUUCAAUAGCAAAUACCAUUCCCAAUCAUUUUCUAAUGUAGUAAAUCAAUUAAAUAACAGUAUAGAAAUGGAUAGAUUAAAAAAUAUUUCCAAUAAUUCAAAUACAGAAAACUACAAUUAUCAUUCCCUAUCUGAUAAUGAUCAGUUUUUUAUUAAAUCUUUUGGUAAUAAUUUUUAUUUAGAAUUUUUACAAGAAAACAAGGGAUUAAUGGAAAAAAUUAUUAAAAAUUCAAUGAUUUUAACUUUUGACCAACUUGAUAAUAAAACAUUAAAACCAAUUUCCGAUUAUGAAGAAAUUUUAAAUCAUUUGGGAAACAAUGUGGAAACUAAUUCUGUUAUUUUAGUCGGGUUAAUACAAUUUAUCUAUUAUGAAUAUACAAUUAUAUCAAUUAAUAAGUUAAAGUUCAAUUUUGUUUAUUUCCAACAAGAAUUAAUCGAGUUAUUUUUCAGAUUACUUUUUGACAAGCAUUUAUGCAAAGCCAUUCACUUGUUUGCUCAAAUUAAAAAAUUUGAAAAUCUUUUUGUUUCAGAUACACUAAAUAUCUUUGUAAAAAGUGGCCAAAUUCAACUAGAUACCAAUAUAGAAUCAUCCAAAAUCAAUGAUUUAACUAAAGAAAUACUAGCUAAGGUUCCAUCCAAAAAAUUAAUAAUAUUUUUCCCAAUUUUACAACAUUUGUUCAACUUAUUAGUCUCAUGUAAUGAUUCAACUCAAGAUAUUAUUAUAGAAAAUUUGGCCCGUCUCCGUUAUCACUCUGUUCCAAUCAUCAUUGGUUAUUAUCAUUAUUUUUAUUUUUUAAAUUUAAAAGAUAAAAAAUUAUGCUUCUAUUUGGUUAGAAAACAAUCGUUUGUACACAAACUAUUCAACUCUACUAAUGAUUAUGAUGGUUUUUUAAAUGACAAUCUUUUUAAUCAAAUAAUUCCAAAGGAAUAUGAAAACAACUUAAUACCAGAAAUUUUAAGCUUUGCCCAAAAAGACAAUGACAAUAUCAAUAUCGAACUUUCUUUAGAAAUAAUUUAUCAUUUAAAUUAUAAACAAUUAUUAGUUAUCAUAAGAUUCAUGUUUUCAGUUAUUCCUUUCUUCAGUCAAGUGCCAAAAGUGUUAUAUUCUUUGAGUUGGAGCAUCAAUGAUGAUGUUUUAUUCUUACUUUCAAUAAAUGAAUACGAUCUCGCAAUUGAAAUAUUCAAUAGUUCUCCUCUAAUCAUUGAAUAUAAUACCAUUAAAACAGUUACAUCAAUUUAUUCAAUAGAUAAAAUAGCAAACAUUAAAAUCAAACAAGAAAAUAUUUUGAAUAUUUUAGUAGCAAGUUAUGGUAAUGAUAGAGAAGAUAUAAUAGUAUAUUUAAUCAAAAAACAUAACGAUGAAAUAUACUCAAAAUUAAAGUAUGGAGUAUUAUUAGAUCCAUCAAUGAUCAAUAGCAAUAAUAUUAAUUUAUUUGAAAUAUUAUUUAGAAAUGAUUCCAAUACCUCUUAUGUUUUAUCAAUUUUUAUAGACAAUUGUAUAAAAGUUAAUCGUAACAUUAUCAUAUUAUUGAGAAUCCUAAGAACUUUAAAAGAACUUUCACUACCAAAAGAUUAUGAUCAGCCACCUCAUCAUUAUGUAUAA